Sardina pilchardus (European sardine) is the source of this 1783-nucleotide messenger RNA. RefSeq names its product netrin g2a (gene ntng2a). Gene Ontology annotation, cellular component: basement membrane. NCBI's taxonomy places the organism in Eukaryota, Metazoa, Chordata, Actinopteri, Clupeiformes, Clupeidae. Bases 71 to 1672 code for a protein of 533 amino acids. Gene Ontology annotation, biological process: substrate adhesion-dependent cell spreading; animal organ morphogenesis; tissue development. The transcript is spliced from 7 exons. The record is from RefSeq and is a predicted model, not a curated record.
UGCUGAUAGCGUCCGCUAGUGACACGACAGUGGCACCGCUAGCCUUUCACCGGACUUUCGGACUUGGACCAUGCCUAUGGUCGAUUCCUGUGCCAUGCUCCCACAGCUGCUGUUGCUCUUGCGCUGCCUCUCACUGACUGUUGCCCAGUACAACAGCUGCAAGUCGCUGGUUAGUACGGACGAUGGCCCGACAUGGGAGUACUACGCUUGCCAACCCAGACCCAUGGCCAUGAAGCAGUUCAUGCAGAUCAGAGUAGACCCGGAGAACAUCACUUGCGGAGCCCCGCCCGAGAGGUUCUGCACGCUGGAGAACCCUUACAUGUGCAGUGACGAGUGUGACGCGUCCACCCCGGAGUUGGCCCACCCCCCUAACCUGAUGGCCGACUCGGAGGUCAGCGGACCAAUCACCUACUGGCAGACGGUCACCUGGAGUCGCUUCCCGACGCCCCUGCUGGCCAACAUCUCCCUCUCCUGGAACAAGAGCCUGGAGCUGACCGACGACGUCCUGGUCACCUUCGAGUACGGCCGGCCCACCAUCAUGGUGCUGGACAAGUCCCUGGACAAAGGCCGCAACUGGCAGCCGUACCAGUUCUACGCCGACGACUGCCUGGAGGCGUUCGGCAUGCCGCCCAAGAGGGUGUCGGACCUGUCGGCCACCAACGUGACGCGGGUCAUCUGCACGGAGCAGUACUCGCGCUGGGUGGGCUCCAAGAACGAGAAGAACGUGCGCUUCGAGGUGCGCGACCGCUUCGCCAUCUUCGCCGGGCCGGGGCUGCGGAACAUGGACAACCUGUACACGCGCAUGGAGAGCAUGAAGGGCCUGCGCGACUUCUUCACCUUCACCGACCUGCGGCUGCGCCUGCUGCGCCCAGCGCUCGGAGGCACCUACGUCCAGCGGGACAACCUGCUCAAGUACUUCUACGCCAUCUCCAACAUCGAGGUGCCCGCCAGGUGCAAGUGUAACCUGCACGCUGAGCAGUGCAGCAGCAAAGAGGGCACUCUGCAGUGUGAGUGUGAGCACAACACCACUGGGCAGGACUGCGCCCGCUGUGAGAAGGCCUUCAAGGCCAAGUCCUGGAAGCCUGGCUCCUACCUGCCCACACCCAACGGAUCACCCAACACCUGUGAAGCGGCUGGUUCACUUGGCAACUGCGAGUGCUACGGCCACUCAAAUCGCUGCAGCUACAUCGAUUUCAUCAACAUUGUGACGUGCGUCAGCUGCAAACACAACACUAGGGGGCAGAACUGCCAGCACUGUCGCCUGGGAUACUACCGCAACGGCUCGGCUGAUCUGGACGAUGAGAACGUUUGCAUAGAAUGCAACUGCAACCAGCUGGGCUCGCUGCAUGCCCGCUGUAACGAGACGGGCUUCUGCCAGUGUAAAGAGGGCACCAUGGGGCAGAAGUGCGAGGACUGCGUGCCUGGCUUCACCUGGAAACAGGGCUGCAUCCCUAACGUGUGCGACGACGUGAUGCUGGUGUGCCAGAACGGCGGCACGUGCGUGCAGAACCAGAAGUGUGUGUGCCCGCCGGAGUUCAGGGGCGUGCUGUGUGAGCAGGAGCGCUGCACGGGCAAGAAGGGCUGCGACGGCGCCGCGUCCUGCUCCCUCAGCCUGGCCGCCGCGCUCUUCUGCCUGCUGCUCCACGGCCUGCUGCUGAGGCUGCCCGCCUGAGGGGGGCGCUGUGCUGCGCUGCGCCACGCCGCGCCGACCCCAACACACACACCAACACCUCCACCAAUACUACUACUACUACUACUACUACUACUACUACUUCUACUACUU